AGCAGGUUUUCCGGUAAAAACCGGAAAACCCUCCCCCAACAGUUCGUUUUUAACAAUAGAGGUGCUUCUAUUCCAGUAGUAAUUCUCUCGCUUGUGUGAUUUUUAAGAACCUUUUCUUUCUUUGGUACUGUCGAGUAGUACAUAUGGGUUGUUUCUUAUCGUAAAGCUUUUCGGCACCUAAUGGUGUGCUACACCGAGAGGCUUCCGGCUGCCGCUGAUGCUGCUUCCCUCCCACCCCCAUCCGCUUCGGGAGUGGUUCUAGGAGGCUGCUCAUUUCUUCCGAGCAUUUCCUUGGUUCUGCUGCACGUGCAGCUUUUGUUACCCUAUGGCGUCCGCCUCGGCCCAACCUGCGGCCCUGAGUGCCGAACAAGCCAAGGUGGUCCUGGCCGAGGUCAUCCAGGCGUUCUCGGCCCCGGAAAACGCCGUGCGCAUGGACGAGGCCCGGGACAACGCGUGCAACGACAUGGGCAAAAUGCUGCAAUUCGUGCUGCCCGUGGCCACGCAGAUUCAGCAGGAGGUUAUCAAGGCCUAUGGCUUCAGCUGCGACGGGGAAGGUGUCCUUAAGUUUGCCCGCUUGGUCAAGUCUUACGAAGCCCAGGAUCCUGAGAUUGCCAGCUUGUCGGGCAAGCUGAAGGCUUUGUUCCUGCCACCCAUGACGUUGCCGCCCCAUGGGCCUGCUUCUGGUGGCAGCGUGGCUGCCUCCUGAGGGUCGGGCCUCCCCUGUGACAUUGCCCAGGAAGGGAAGACCUUGAUGUUCCAGAGGAUAAUAAACGUGCCUGUGACUUA
Suricata suricatta (meerkat) is the source of this 786-nucleotide messenger RNA. RefSeq names its product chromosome 10 C12orf57 homolog (gene C10H12orf57). Gene Ontology annotation, biological process: post-embryonic development. The coding region runs from base 326 to 706 and encodes 126 amino acids. The record is from RefSeq and is a predicted model, not a curated record. Lineage: Eukaryota; Metazoa; Chordata; Mammalia; Carnivora; Herpestidae. The transcript is spliced from 3 exons.